Messenger RNA from Coregonus clupeaformis (lake whitefish), 1164 nucleotides. RefSeq names its product serine/arginine repetitive matrix protein 5-like. The coding region runs from base 1 to 1164 and encodes 387 amino acids. The transcript is spliced from 5 exons. The record is from RefSeq and is a predicted model, not a curated record. NCBI's taxonomy places the organism in Eukaryota, Metazoa, Chordata, Actinopteri, Salmoniformes, Salmonidae.
AUGCCUCUCUAUGCUGACAACUAUUACUGCCACCAGUUCCAACCCAACACCUUUGACCCCUUCUGCUGUGGUUCCUGCCUACGCCCGGGACACAUGCACGUGAACACUACCUCACAGGUGUGCCAGGACAACCAUCACUUCCUGUCUGAGGUGGCCAGCUACAGUGAUGUCACCAGGAGCGUCUGGACCUAUCAGGAGAGCCUAACUCACACUCCUAGCCCUGACUGGGAACUCAAUAUCUGUGACUCUGACACGGUACACAGCAGUCAGGAGGACCAGUGGGACUUCCUGCCAGACCCAGGGAGGAGUGGCUCUAGCAACCCAGCAGGGUGCUGUGUGACUGGGCCAGAGAUGACCCGGGUGGACCCGUCUCCCCACAGGCCACCACACAGCUCCCUGAUGGAGGAGAAGAGAGGCCGGGAGAGGUUCAGGCGACCCUCAGGAUCAAGAGGAGAGAGUGGCUACUUCUCUCCAGACAGGAAAGCCUUAUUUGACGGUGGUCCCCAGGCUCAGGUGGAGGGUGUAUCCAAACGACCUUACCGGCACUAUGAGAGGGGCCAUCCGCUCCCCAGCAACCACAGCCCAGAACCCAAAGCCUCCAUCCCCUACCGGAACGUGAAUCUCGGAAUUCCAUCCCAAAGGAGAAGCGAUGAAACGUUCCAGCAGGAGACCUGGAGGAGCGAGUCUCCGCAGAGGUACACCUAUCAUUCCAACUUCAGACGUGGUGGCACUGAUUCUCAAGACCAGUCUCCUAGCCCUCGCUCCCCAUGCCCAAAUUGGUAUAAACUGGCUGACUCUCGAUCUGCGUCCUCCCAACGUAGAAGCUCCCAUUCCAAAAGUCACACUCCUUCUCACGCUCCGUCUCACGCUCCAUCUCGCUCCUCGUCUCGCCAUCAGUCAGGACGGUCCAGUCCCUCUCACAGACGAGGGUCUGUCAUGUCUCGCCACCCCUCCCCGUCCCGAAACACGGCCUCCUACAAACACACUGACUCCUCCCCUGUAAGUAAUGGUAAAACAGAGCAUUACGCCAAUGGGAAUGACCAAGAGUCAAGAGAGUCAAGGGAGUCAAGGGAGUCAAGGGAGUCAAGAGAGCUAAGAGAGUCAAGAGGCCUUGCAGCCAAACUCCUACGAAGGGUCUCGAAGCCCCCGGCCCAGAACAGAUAA